AUGCUCCGUUCUUAUUUGCCUUUCGCGGCGUUAUUUGCGGCUUCCGCGCUGUCAUCCCCUCUCUCAUUAGCAUCUCGAACACCAGACGCAGCCGCCGAGCAAUGUCACGGCAUCUCUGGGCCGUUUCUUGGUCCUUCCUUUCCUGACCCAUCAAUCUAUUAUACAAACGACACGUGGUACUCUUUCGGUACUUCCAAUGGAAAGGAUUUCCAAAGGGCAAAAUCCGCGAAGUUCGAGAGCGGAUGGAGCAAACUUGAAGGCCCAACCUUGGCCAUCGAUGAAGCGACAUGGGCAGGCCAGCAGCAGAGCGGCGUCUACGGCUUAUGGGCACCUGAUGUUUUUCAGAGGAGCUCCGACAAGAAAUUCGUCAUGUACUUCGCGGCGCUCGACAAGGAGACCAUCGGUACUAAUAAAGUUCAACACUGCAUCGGCGCGGCCGUCAGCGACGAUAUCGCGGGCGUGUACCACCCUGAGAACGACUUUGUACAGUGCAACCGAACCUCAUCGGGCGUGAUUGACCCCGCGUGGUUCAAAGACAACGACGGCAAGCAAUAUGUCGUGUACAAGACAGAAAUCCCCGAGAACUGGCUGGAGAUUCGGGAGGUGCGCAGCUCCGGGCCCAAGGAAGGCGUCGAGUGGAUUGGCAACGCACAAAAGCUGCUCCGGGUGAACGGCCAAGGCUUUUCUGAUGGAAACAAUAUAGAGGCUCCGUACAUCUUCAAGCGCGGUGACACGUACUUCUUGACUUACAGCACUCACUCCACUGCUGAACCCACGUACGAUGUUCAGUAUGCGACGGCGAAGAACGUGAACGGGCCCUAUACUAGGAUCAAGGAGCCGCUGCUUAAGACUACAGAUGCAUUUGGUUGCAAGCUGAUUGGCCCUGGCGGUGCAAGCUUCCAGCCAGCGUCUAAUGGUAAUCAGGAGGUUACCAGAAUAAUCUUCCAUGGUCUUACGGAUGCGAUGGAUAUCAACAAGCGUGUGGUGUACACAGCGACUGUGCAGGUCGGUGGUGACAGGCUUUCCAUUGAUUCGGCAUAA
Aspergillus bombycis is the source of this 1041-nucleotide messenger RNA. Its product is annotated as glycoside hydrolase family 43 protein. Bases 1 to 1041 code for a protein of 346 amino acids. The transcript has 3 exons. The record is from RefSeq and is a predicted model, not a curated record. Gene Ontology annotation, molecular function: hydrolase activity, hydrolyzing O-glycosyl compounds. Lineage: Eukaryota; Fungi; Ascomycota; Eurotiomycetes; Eurotiales; Aspergillaceae. Gene Ontology annotation, biological process: carbohydrate metabolic process.